GUAGUGCCUCUCUAGCCGUCUUGGAGGAGAGGUGCGUGGCAUCUUACUCCAAAAGAACUCUCAAAUACUCAUAUCGUGUCCCAAGUGCUCAUGAUUCAAGACUAAAGCAAGAGUAGGUAUGGAGCUACCUUGACUCUAGAAACCGAAGCAAACCAGCAGCAGUGUCCCUGGAUUUACGUGACUGUUUUAGUGUUAAUAUUACCAUGGUGUCUUGAGGCCAAUUCUUUUUUUUUUUUCUUCGGAAUGUUUGUAAGAAUGACCGUUGAAUAUGUGUUAGUACGAGGAAAUGUACUUACGUGGCUGUUCUGACCUUUAACCCACACUAAGAGAUAACCAAACUUUAACUUGCAGGAGUAAUAAGAAGGGGGAAAAAAAAAGAAAAAGAUAAGAAAAAGGUCAAGAAAGACACGUUUAUUUCCUGAGUGAACUGCAAAGGAAAAAGAAAAGAAAAAAAAAAAUAAAAACCCAGAAACGUGUGUCAGUGUGUCGGUAGAAACAAUGUUUUUUUGGUGACCAUGAACGUGUAAGGAACCUGUGUGUGCGUGUGUGCGUGCGACCCCUGUGUGUUCUUGGGGGUGUUUUUGUUUUCAUGCGGCUCAGGAAGGAAGAAGGAUUGGAGUGUGUGGUGUGUGUUGUGUGUGGGAGACCCGUUAUCUCCACCUCCUCGCCAUCGUGUUAUCUCACCCCCUGAUAACAGUUCGAAGAUUGGACGUGGCUGCAGAACAAGUAAAGAUGUCUCAGAGUGAUUGGUAAUAAGGGAAAGGUGUACCAGGUUGGUACCAUUCGUCAGCCCACCUCUCCCUCUCUCCCUCCCAGCAUAAGGUACACGCUUCUCGGUGCAUCUAUGAGAUCACUACCGGGUACCGCAUUGAAAUCCCCGCCGAGCAACACAGCAGAACGAUGAUUCUUCAACUUAAUUCUGCACUUACUCCUCGUAGGUGCAAGAUGAGGACUUACCUGUAAUCACCUGUCCACGUGGCAAGAGUCGGGGGCUGCCCUGAUCUACGCACCCCCUGCUCUCUCUCUCUCUCUCUCUCUCUCUCUCUCUCUCUCUCUCUCUCUCUCUCUCUCUCUCUCUCUCUCUCUCUCUCUCUCUCUCUCUCUCUCUCUCUCUCUCACCUAAUCAUAAUCUAACCGCAGUUUUUUAGCGCAACUCCUUUCACUCUCUUUAUCCUCUCCAUCUCUCUCUUUCCCUCUAUCCUCCGUCGACCCUCUAUAUAUCACUCACUUUCCCUUUCCGUCCCUUCCCGUCCCUUCCUUACAGUCACUCCCUUCCCAUCCCUUCCAUUCCCCUCCCGUCCCGUCUAUUCUCCUCUACUCUCCUGCAUAUCAUUUCUCCUUCCACCUUUUCAUCUGUACCUACCCAGUCACUCUAUCAUCUCUCUUCUGCCUGUCGCUCGUCUCUGUACAACUGCGCCUGAAACAUCUCCGUCAGUCCGUCAGUCCGUCAGUCACAAGAUGGAGGCAAACGCAGGGGUGGAUAUGGAAGACUACUGGAAUGAAGUGCUUACCUAUCGCCGUCGCUCUUCUAACUCCACGUGUCAGUCGGAGGAAGAAGGUCGAAGUCAUGACGAAGAGGUGGAGUCUGAUGAGAACUUCCUGGAGGGCUUGGGCAUCCCCGUCAAGGAGGACUCGGAACUCUCAGAGGACAACGUGACCCUCAGCAAGUUCCUGGGCACCUUGAACCCUCGUCAGGAGGAGGCCCUGAAGCGGCGUGUGCGGACUGUCAACGCCACCAUCAGGAGAAAGAAGCAGCGUCAGAAGCCAGACAUCAGGAGCUUCUUCUCCAAUGCUGACAACUCCAGCACAGGCACACGAAGCCGCAGCGCCACUCCUGACUCUCUGGACUCCGUGUCGCCGCCCAGGACCCCACCAGACCCACACCCGAAGUCGUGGGUGGACCCCUACCUCAGUCGCUCCAGGGGCUCCCUCGACUCCGGCAACCACUCCCUCGUCACCUCCCCCUCCAUUCCCGGUCCCACCACCUUCCUACCGGAGACCCACCGACACCCCCAUACCCACGUCCCCAGGCCCCAUGUUGUCGCCGGCAGGAGGCACACGCCCCCCAGUGAUACACCCUCCAGGACCCAGUGGAUUGACGACCCCACCCCCCACCUGUACCGCGCUCCCUCCCUCGACACACUGCCCAAGGUCGCCCCGGGGAUCGCCAAGGGCAAGGAGCUGCGCCGCCAGAGGUCUUACGCCAGGGACCUCGCCAGGGACGUCAAGAAUUUCCACUCGUCAAAGCAAGGCGCUUAUGAAUUCUUCCCUAAGUCCUCAGGAGAUGACCACGAGGUGCAGGUGCUCAACUACCGGUACUUCGGCUCCGUGUACAUCCCCCACGCCCGCUGCAAGGAGAAGGAGAAGCGCCCGCCCCUCGAGCCCCGCCAGCGCCAGGAUGCUGAGGCCGUCACGGACUCCAGGCGGGCCUCUAGCGGCGACAUACGGAAGUCCCUCUCAGUGUACCAUCCACGGGAGGCGCUGAGGGAGGAGAGGGAGAACCGGCCGCUGCGGGAGGACAGGGAGAACAGGCAGCGUUCCACCUCCUCCACCGACCUUGGAUUUAGAGUCGGGAAGCAGGACCCGGAGGAAGAGUUUCCGGAUCUGGUGCUGGAGCCGGGGCGGUGCGGCCAGACGCGUGUGGACUGGCUGGAUGAGGCGGACUUGCAGAGACUCAACUCCCUGGCACUGCUGGAGCUGGACAUCCUCUUCACCGAGCACCACAUUCACCACCGCUGGAGGAAGGUCAAGAAGAGGAAGCACUCCAAGGAAGAAAACGGGGUGUUCGCGGCGGCUCUGGAGAGUUUGCUGCAGCGGGAUAGGACCUUCCUACCGGAGUCCCCCCUCGAGUCCAGCGUGCCGCUCGUUUUCUUUAAGAUGGCGUGGCAGCUGGAGAGACACGGGCUGCACCAGGAAGGCAUCAUGCGGGUGCCGGGACACAGGUCACAGACGGAGCAGCUACGUCGUACUCUGGACUCACACUUCUACAGUGAUCCUGCCACUGCCGAUUCAGCCCUCAGGAAUGCCACACCCAAUGACAUCGCUGCCCUCAUCAAGACCUUCCUGAGAGAGCUGCCAGAGCCUCUCCUCACUCAUGCCUACACACCUGCCUUCUACAAGUGCCACCGCAUCCCAGACAUCGGUGAGCGUGUCCUGGCCCUCACAAUGUUGAUAUUGCUGCUGCCCACACCCCACCGAGACACCCUGCACGCCCUCCUGGACCUGUGUGCGCGUGUGGUCACUUACCAGGCCACCAACAAGAUGUCCCUUUACAACGUGGCAAUGAUUGUGGCACCCAACAUCUUCCUGCCCCCCAGCCCUCGCCACAAGCUCAACUUGCGCUCUGAGGACAAGGAACAGCAGCUUAACCAUGAGAUGACGUAUGCAAGUGUCACCACACAGCUGACUCAGAUGCUCAUCAAGUACCGUGACGUGCUGUGGACGGUGCCGCAGAGACUAGUGGCUCAAGUGCGUCGCCAGUAUCAAGCCGAGGCCCUCAAGCUCCUCAACACUACACCUAUGCGUCGGCUGCUGUCCCGCAAGAGUAAGGAGACCAUCCAGCGGCCGAUAGAGAAUGAGGUGGACUACCAGGAGGGAAUCUUGAGGGUGUCUGCGCCCCAGUUCAACAAGAUCAACUACCCAGUGAAGCUGAACUCUCGCAUGACAGCUGGUGACCUCCUGACCAAGUUUAUUGAGGAGCUCACAUUGCUGCCAGAGAAUCCUCGUCGUGUGGAAGGGCGGAGGGAGCAGCAGUACAAGCGGUCCGGUGUGAGUGGAGUCAGUGGUUCCCCUCCGCCUGGCAACACUCUGCCUCCCCGCCACCUCCCACCCUCCACUCCCUCCUCCCAGUACCUUGCCUGUCUCCUCAGUGGCUCGCUCAAGAAUGCCCUCCAGCAACACGCCCUACAUGAGCAAGGGGGAAAUAUCGGUAACCGCCGCCUGGACCCCAAUGCCAAGCUACUCGCUGUCUACCAGGACAACCCCAAUGCAGAAUUCACAGUCAAGUGCCACCACCUAGGAGGGCAGAGCUCAAGGAGGAAUUCAUAGAGACAGAGACCUUACAUUGUGUCUUCCUCUCCUUCAGGGUCCUGCUUUAAGGUCACACAUGCCAGGAGGGUCUUGUCUUUCGGGGAGGUAGGAGAUGCAAGUGCUCAGAUUGUUCUUUUGAGAACUAGUGCAGGAAGUCGUGUAGUUGUAGUAGUACCUAGUAGCAGUAGUACUAGUAGUGAGUGCCUGUGUGUGUUUAGCUGGAGUGCUUCCAGAGGCUGUACAGGAAGUUACACAACCACUAACACGUAGAGGAAGGAAGCUAAGGACAUGCUAGUCGUCUGUGGUGAAAUGUGCCUGAAGAAUAAGAAAAAAGUGUCUUCACCACUAUGGGACUCCCACUGAAAGAAAAAGGUGAAUGUUAUGUCCAGGAAUAAGAUGUCUAUUUCCCCUACAAUUGGAAAAAUGAAAUUGUGUUAUAGGUUUAGAUGGAAAACAUCAGAUUACAUAAUGAAGUUUGUGUCUGAAAGGUCUUGUCUGUAAUGAAUGGAGGAGCAAAGGAACAGAGGGAUAAUUAGGAAGAGGUCUGGAAAGAUACAGAAGAGAGCUGGAAAAGAAGAAAAAAAGAGGAGAAUAAGAAGGAAGUGCAUAGAUUACAAUUGAAGUUUAUGUCUUAAAUGCUCUUGUCUAUUAUGAAUGAGAAAGCAAGAGAAUAGAGGGGUAAUUAGGAGGAGGUCUGGAAAGAUACAGAAAAGAGAACAUAAGAAAAUUAGGGAAGCUGCACAAGGCCAUCAGGCAAACAUGUGGCAGUCCCUAUGUAGAAGAGAGCUGGAAAAGGGGAAAAACAAAAAAAGGCAAGGGGAAUAUGAAGAAAAGACUGUAAGUAGCUGGACUGAGACUCACAUAUCCAGCUAAAGAAAAGGUACUGUUUACUCUGCUCUUUAAUUCAAUACCCAGCUUGACCAUAUAUACUCAAUUCCCCAUACUGCCCUGGCCACUGCACUCAGCCCCACAGACUCAAGCCAGGGACACCUAACUCAGUCCCCUUGGUUUGUGCAGGCUGAGGAUGUGGUGAAGAAAUAUGUGUUCUGGGAUGAAAGGAAAGUGUGUGUGUGUGUGUGUGUGUGUGUGUGUGUGUGUGUGUGUGUGUGUGUGUGUGUGUGUGUGUGUGUGUGUGUGUGUGUGUGUGUGUGUGUGUGUGUGUGUGUGUGUGUGUGUGUGUGUGUGUGUAGACUUUGUACCAGUGUGUUGCAGUCACAUUCCAUGCCUUCAAGAUAAAGUACAUAAAUGAAUAGAUAAUAUAUAUAUAUAUAUAUAUAUAUAUAUAUAUAUAUAUAUAUAUAUAUAUAUAUAUAUAUAUAUAUAUAUAUAUAUAUAUAUAUAUAUAUAUAUAUAUAUAUAUAUAUAUAUAUAUAUAUAUAUAUAUAUAUAUAUAUAUAUAUAUAUGACAAGGCUAUAUGUUGUAUGCAUUAGUGUGCUAUGUGCAUUGUGUAUGUGGUCUGGUCAGAGGUGUGGCAUGUGUUAAUGUGCCCCAAACACAUGCACAUACACACAUAUGUACACGUACACUGACCCAGCACCCUCGAAAGUGUCGGCAUAUAUAUAUAUAUAUAUAUAUAUAUAUAUAUAUAUAUAUAUAUAUAUAUAUAUAUAUAUAUAUAUAUAUAUAUAUAUAUAUAUAUAUAUAUAUAUAUAUAUAUAUAUGUAUAUAGUAUUAUAUGUAUAGUGUGUUUGUAUGUUUGCUGUUCAUGAUGCUUUCCCAGUGCACAUCCUAUUUUCAUUUUAUUAUUAUUGUUGUUUUCUAAUUAACUUUUCUGUAUGUGACAUGAGACGACGAAGGAAUGAAAGGAAGAAUGAUGAAAAUUUGUAGUUUGUGAGGCCAAAGGGAAAAUUAUUUUGUAUAUUGUAAACAUUUCUUUUUAUUUCUGUGUGUGUGUGUGUGUGUGUGUGUGUGUGUGUGUGUUUCAAGAUGGCUGCCUUGUUUCUUUCUCUGUUAACUGUAUAUCUUGACUUUUUGUGUAUAAAUCAUGAUUCGGGUAUAUUACUUUUAGCUUAUUACUAUUAUUAUUAUUAUUAUUAUUAUUAUUAUUAUUAUUAUUAUUAUUAUUGUUCAUUUGUCUAAUGAUUUUUUUUUUUGUGUGCUUGUUUUGUUUUCUGUAUAUAAAGCAUAACAAAUUACAAAUAAAUUAUACACCAGAUA
This is a messenger RNA of Scylla paramamosain (green mud crab), 6187 nucleotides long. RefSeq names its product rho GTPase-activating protein 18-like. The transcript is spliced from 21 exons. Gene Ontology annotation, molecular function: GTPase activator activity. The coding region runs from base 1459 to 4047 and encodes 862 amino acids. Gene Ontology annotation, cellular component: cytoplasm. Gene Ontology annotation, biological process: regulation of small GTPase mediated signal transduction; regulation of actin filament polymerization; signal transduction. The record is from RefSeq and is a predicted model, not a curated record. NCBI's taxonomy places the organism in Eukaryota, Metazoa, Arthropoda, Malacostraca, Decapoda, Portunidae.